AUGCGGAAAGCAGCACAAAACGAUGCCAUUGUUCGUGGUGUGAAGGGCCCGUGUCCACUGAUUAAUUUGCAGGGUUUUGACAUUGUUUGGUCGUUCUCUCCAGAUUACAUGCAUUGCGUACUCCUGGGUGUCUCGAGGCAGCUCACAGAGAUAUGGCUUUCCUGCCCUGGCGAACCAUACUACAUUGGAGAUCCAAAGAAGCUUGCUCUUAUUGACAGCAAACUUUGUUGUAUUCGGCCUCCACAAUGUUUCAACCGCCUUCCAAGGUCCCUGAUGUUUAGGAAGUUGUGGAAGGCGGCAGAGUGGCAGAAGUGGCUGCUUUAUUACAGUCUCCCUUGUCUGCGGGAUGUACUUCCUGCUGCAUUUCUAGAACACUGGACACUGCUUGCGACACGCAUAUUUCAUCUCCUGAAAGACGAGGUAACGCCAGAAGACAUUGCUAUAGCAACUCAAACUCUCGUUCAGUUUGUUGUUCAAAUGCAGUUCCUAUACACAAAGGUUGCAAUGACAUACAACAUACAUCUGCUCCUUCACCUUCCAAAAUGCGUUGUGCAGUUUGGCCCCCUCUGGGCACACUCGUGUUUCAGUUUUGAAAGUAACAUAGGAAAGCUGUUGAAGCUUGUAACUUCGUCGAAUGGAGUGCCCAUUCAGAUUGCAUCGCGAGUUUUGCUGAAGAGUAAACUGGAUAUGUGCAAAACAAAUGGUGACAUCAACGAUCUUCUUUCUACAAAGAAACAGCCACGGCAUGUAGGCACCAGGCCUUUGGGUAAACCAAAAAGAGUGGAAGUUUCACUCAGAUUAUUUUUUGAGAACAGCACUGGCUGUGAAGGCAGUCAGAUUUGCGAGUAUGAGAGGAUGGUUGUGAACGAUGAAGUGUUUCAUAGCAAGAAAUACAAGAGGCCAACGAAAACAAGCUGUGCAGCUGUGCGUCUAGGGGAUGGAACGUAUAGCGUGAUAGACAGAAUUAUCUCUUUACUCGUAGCCACAGCGGUGAGGUGCAGCUCUUCAUAUGCUCGAAUGAGUAUAAGGUGUUGUCUUCACUGA
Messenger RNA from Ixodes scapularis (black-legged tick), 1044 nucleotides. RefSeq lists its product as uncharacterized. The transcript has a single exon. Lineage: Eukaryota; Metazoa; Arthropoda; Arachnida; Ixodida; Ixodidae. The record is from RefSeq and is a predicted model, not a curated record. The coding region runs from base 1 to 1044 and encodes 347 amino acids.